GGAGGCAUCUGGAAGAAAGCAAGACCCCAGGGGAUUUCAGCACCUAGGCAGAAACACUUGGGCUUUCCCGAGGGUGGCUGGCACUGGGUGGCCAAGAGUAAACGCGCCAGAGCCCGGCUGGCGAGACUGGGAUCGCACUGUACCGCUCCAGGGGUUCCCUGCGGGGAUCCCGGGGUCCUGGGUCCCGGCCCCCGCCGCCGCGCCCCGCCCAGCUCUGUCCCCGCAGCCUCACGGGCUGCUGGGCUUUGUGGUUCGCCCGUGCGGCUGGGCCCCUGCUGGGGGUGUCGUUACGAGCAUGUGCAGACAGCAGCCCAAGCCUUCAGGAUAAUUCCUUCAGCAGCACCGCUGUAACCGAGUGUGACGAAGACACAGUCUCUCUGCAAGAAGAUCAGACUGACUGCUCCAGUCUGAGAGAUGAAGACAAUAAAGAAAAUUACCCCGACGCCAGGGCUCCGCUAGAGGACUCCGCGGCUGACGUGCUGCGAUCCAGCAUGGGCAACUUCAAGUCCCGGAAGCCCAAGUCCAUCUUCAAGGCGGAGAAUGGGAGGAGCCACGGAGAAAGUCAGGAGACGGAGCAUGUGGUCCCCAGCCAGCCGGAGAGUCGGGGGAGAACAGGAACACCAGUUCAGGAGAGUCCACAAAACCACACCUUCAGGUGCCAAGAACCUGUUCAACCAAGUAUAGACCAGAAAGCUACCAUUUGGCCAAAGGAUGCUUUUGAAACUCAACAGGACUUCGAGGAGGGAGAAGCUACUCAGGUGCACGGCGUCAAGGAUCCAGCCCUGGUGGCCACCCAGAGUUCGCCAGCUGGAGGGGCGGAUGCGACAGAUUCUGUGCCAGGCCACAAAGAUGGGCAGAAUGAAGUUGACAGUGCGCCUGAAGACCUCCAGUCUGUUGAGACUAGCAGGCUGCUCUACCACAUCACGGAUGGUGACAACCCACUGCUGUCACCGCGAUGCGCCAUCUUCAGCCAAAGCCAGAGAUUCAACUUAGACCCUGAAUCAGCCCCUUCUCCCCCCAGCACUCAGCAGUUUAUGAUGCCCCGAAGUUCUUCACGGUGUGGCUGUGGUGAAGGCAAGGAACCACCGACCAUUACUCAGCUCACCAAACAUAUCCAGAGCCUCAAGCGGAAAAUUCGGAAAUUUGAAGAAAAAUUUGAACAAGAAAAGAAAUACCGGCCUUCACAUGGUGACAAGACAUCUAAUCCUGAAGUCCUGAAAUGGAUGAAUGAUUUGGCUAAAGGUCGUAAACAGCUCAAAGAACUAAAACUGAAGUUGUCGGAAGAGCAAAGAAGUGUUCCCAAAGGCCCACCUAGAAACCUGUCCUGUGAGCAACCUGCAGUCCCCAGAGAGAAUGGGAAGCUGGAAGCGGUGGGUGCUGAGCCAUGCUCCUCUGGAGAGGAGACUCCAGAUGCUGUGCUGACAUUCCUGAAGGAGAAGAGAGAGCAGCUUCCUUCUCAGGAGGAGUCUAAGGUAACUAAGCAAGACAAGAACCUCAUAAAGCCUCUGUAUGACCGAUACAGAAUUAUCAAGCAAAUCUUGUCCACACCUUCCCUUAUUCCAACAAUUCAGGAGGAAGAAGACUCUGAUGAAGACUGUCCACAGGGAAGCCAACAACUUUCUUUGCCAAAUCCAGCAUCCCGUGUUCCUACUGACGACCACCUCACCUACUCUAAUGAGACUGAGCCUGUUAGGGUCCUGCUGCCAGAUGAAAAGAAGGAGAUCAAACAACCAGCCCUUUCCAUGUCCAAUUUACAUGAGGCCACGAUGCCUGUACUUCUUGACCAUCUCCGAGAAACAAGAGCUGACAAGAAGAGACUUCGGAAAGCCUUAAGAGAAUUUGAGGAACAGUUUUUUAAACAAACAGGAAGAAGCCCACAAAAGGAAGAUAGGAUACCAAUGGCAGAUGAGUACUAUGAAUACAAGCACAUAAAAGCCAAGCUGAGACUAUUAGAAGUCCUCAUCAGCAAGCAAGAUGUGGCCAAAACUAUUUGAGGUUCAGGAAAUGUUUGUGAUCACUUUUACCCAAGAUAAGUCAAGUUUAUUUUCCUCUGCCAUUGUUGCUAAGUAGUUUUGACAACUGAAAAUUGAAGCACUUUAGUGGUAGUAUUUAUUAGCUAUUUUUAAGAGGGAGUGGCAAGUGUAAUUAUAAAUGAGUAGAAGGGAUUAAAAUGGGGGGGGGAUACAAAUAACAAUAUAAUUGGAAAAUAAAGUUCAAUCUCCAUGCCAAGGAAAAAACUUGGUAUAAUUAUUUCAGAAAAAAUCUAUUUUAUCAAAUCUAAAUAACAUAUAGCAUCCACCUAUUAAAUGGGCCACUUGUUAGAGAAAGUCAAUUUAGUAUCCAAAGAUUACUUAUAUUGACAUAUGGAAAAGAAUGUGGUUUUUAAAAAUUAGUAAGAGGAAGAAAAGAAACUUUAUUUUAUGUAGGAAGGAAUACAGCUAGUAAGAAUGUAAUUUAUUUGAAACUCCUAAUAGAUUUUUAAGUGAUAAAAAAAAAUCUACUACCUUGUCCUGUAAGUCUGCUAGGCUUUCAGCACCCUAAAAUAUACUAGAAUGUGUCACUGCUAAUUUUUUAUUUCUAUAUAAAAAUAGCACAUUAUUUUAUCAUUUACUUAAAAUUUUACAUUUCUGAUUACCAAAGUUCAUUCUGAUAGCAUGUACUUUGUGAAUUACCUUUGUCUAUAACUGACAGAUAUUUAUAUUAAAAUAAAAUAUUGUAUUAAAAUUUGAAAAUAGGUAUUUUGGAUAGAUGUGUCUGUAGUAUAUAAUCUAAUGUGAUCAUAGUUAUGAUUGCUAAUCUUUUUGUUUACUAUAAAAUUAUAUAACUAUUUUUCCAUUGGGAAUGUGUCUUUCUUAAUGUUCAAGGUCUAUACUUUGUAAAGUCAAAAAACUUUCUCAUUAACUGCAGUUGUUCCUCAUUCUGUACAAAAUGAAAGGUUUGGAAAUAGUUUGCUAUGACACCUUCGGCAAGAAGCCAGAAUACUUUAUUUGCUUCAUCAACUUUAGUGUAUAUUGUUUUGUUACUUUGUACUAGACCACAUGUUGAUUACUUUUGAUUUUGUAAUAAUAAGUAAAAGGUCAACAUUUUCUCUCUUGUACCAACCAUGUUUGUAUUUCUAUUUUCUGUAAUGUUUAAGCAUGAUGUUGAACAAUUUCACAUUUUCAUGUAGUUUGGAUGGGAAGAAUAUUGACUAUUUCAGAAGCAGACUAGAUCAGAGGCAACUAUUAUUUUCUCUGUAAUUACCUGAUAUUUUAUAACUUUUUGGAAUCAGAAUAAUGUCCUUCAUAAAUUUGUUUAAUUAAAGUCAUCUACUUAGGACACAUACACAACUACUUGAGGUUUACGAACUACAUCUUUGAUAAGGGAAAUGGUUUCGUGACAUGUAUACAAUUAAAAUGUAACUCUAUAUAUUCUAUAAGAUUGUAAAUAUUUUAUACAACAAUACAAAUAAAAUAUUUUUCUAUUAUA
This is a messenger RNA of Phacochoerus africanus (Common warthog), 3468 nucleotides long. It is a transcript of the gene FAM13C, whose product is annotated as family with sequence similarity 13 member C. The transcript is spliced from 15 exons. The coding region runs from base 492 to 1994 and encodes 500 amino acids. NCBI's taxonomy places the organism in Eukaryota, Metazoa, Chordata, Mammalia, Artiodactyla, Suidae. The record is from RefSeq and is a predicted model, not a curated record.